AUGCUCUGGAAGCUCGUGGAGAAUGUCAAGUACGAAGAUAUCUAUGAGGACCGGCACGAUGGCGUCCCGAGUCACAGCUCGCGGCUCUCCCAGCUGGGCUCGGUGUCCCAAGGACCUUACUCCAGCGCCCCGCCGCUGUCGCACACCCCGUCGUCAGAUUUCCAGCCGCCCUACUUCCCGCCCCCCUACCAGCCGCUCCCCUACCACCAGAGCCAGGACCCCUACUCCCACGUCAACGACCCCUACUCCUUGAACCCCCUCCACCAGCCCCAGCAGCAUCCCUGGGGGCAACGGCAGCGGCAAGAAGUGGGUUCAGAGGCCGGUUCUCUCCUGCCCCAGCCUCGGGCCGCCCUGCCCCAGCUCUCGGGCCUCGACCCCCGGAGGGACUACCACUCGGUCCGCCGGCCCGACGUGCUCCUGCACUCGGCUCACCACGGCCUCGACGCGGGCAUGGGGGACAGCCUCUCGCUGCACGGCCUCGGCCAUCCGGGCAUGGAGGACGUCCAGUCAGUUGAAGAUGCCAAUAACAGCGGCAUGAAUCUAUUGGACCAGUCUGUCAUAAAAAAAGGAUAUAUAUCUCUAUUUCCGGUUCCUCCCAAAUCUGUGACUUCUCUGAUGAUGAAUAAAGAUGGCUUCUUAGGAGGCAUGUCCGUCAACACCGGCGAGGUGUUUUGCUCGGUCCCAGGCCGUUUGUCUCUGCUUAGUUCAACUUCAAAAUACAAAGUAACUGUGGGAGAAGUUCAGAGACGGCUGUCGCCCCCGGAAUGCCUCAAUGCGUCUCUCCUCGGCGGCGUCCUCAGAAGAGCCAAAUCGAAAAAUGGGGGGAGAUCUUUGCGAGAAAGGCUAGAAAAAAUCGGUUUGAAUUUACCCGCGGGCAGACGCAAAGCAGCAAAUGUCACGUUACUCACCUCCCUGGUGGAAGGAGAAGCUGUUCAUUUAGCUCGGGAUUUUGGGUAUAUUUGUGAAACAGAGUUUCCCGCCAAAGCUGUUUCUGAAUAUUUGAACCGGCAGCACACGGACCCCAGUGACCUGCACUCCCGGAAGAAUAUGCUGCUGGCCACCAAGCAACUUUGUAAAGAAUUUACGGAUCUGCUGGCUCAGGACCGGACUCCGAUCGGGAACAGCCGGCCCAGCCCCAUCCUGGAGCCGGGGAUCCAGAGUUGCCUCACGCACUUCAGCCUCAUCACGCAUGGCUUCGGCGCCCCGGCCAUUUGCGCCGCGCUCACGGCUCUGCAGAACUAUCUCACCGAGGCGCUCAAAGGCAUGGACAAGAUGUUCUUGAACAACACCACCACUAACAGGCACACGUCUGGGGAAGGCCCAGGUAGUAAAACUGGCGACAAGGAGGAGAAACACAGGAAAUGA
This is a messenger RNA of Dama dama (fallow deer), 1365 nucleotides long. It is a transcript of the gene TFAP2B, whose product is annotated as transcription factor AP-2 beta. Lineage: Eukaryota; Metazoa; Chordata; Mammalia; Artiodactyla; Cervidae. The transcript is spliced from 8 exons. The coding region runs from base 1 to 1365 and encodes 454 amino acids. Gene Ontology annotation, molecular function: DNA-binding transcription factor activity, RNA polymerase II-specific; RNA polymerase II transcription regulatory region sequence-specific DNA binding. Gene Ontology annotation, biological process: regulation of cell population proliferation; anatomical structure development; regulation of transcription by RNA polymerase II. The record is from RefSeq and is a predicted model, not a curated record. Gene Ontology annotation, cellular component: nucleus.